Scheffersomyces stipitis CBS 6054 is the source of this 639-nucleotide messenger RNA. It is a transcript of the gene OCA1, whose product is annotated as putative tyrosine protein phosphatase. Gene Ontology annotation, biological process: protein dephosphorylation. The record is from RefSeq and is a predicted model, not a curated record. The transcript has a single exon. Bases 1 to 639 code for a protein of 212 amino acids. Gene Ontology annotation, molecular function: phosphatase activity. Lineage: Eukaryota; Fungi; Ascomycota; Pichiomycetes; Serinales; Debaryomycetaceae.
AUGAGUAAUAAAGAUACUUCUAUAUUGAAGGGCAAUGUUGAUCACGAAGAAGCCGACUCGAACCCAAAGCUUCGUAAAAUCGGCAGACCCCCUGCUCUCAGAAUCAUACCUCCUUUGAACUUCUGUCCUGUGGAAAGGCAGCUCUAUCGUUCGGGCCAACCUUCGGCUAUAAACCAGUCCUUUUUGGAACAGUUGAAUCUCAAGACAAUUCUCUGGCUUGCAAGCGAAGAGCCCCAGGACGACUUUCUUGAGUUCUCUAACGACCACAACAUAAACAUCGAGUUCGUGGGGAUAAUAAAUGAGUUUAGCAAUUAUCAAAACUACAACACAAACCAAACCUUGACAGUGAAUCCAUGGGACGCAUUGAAUGAACAGACUAUCAAACGCGCCUUGGAGCUCAUAGUUAACCGCGAGAACUACCCAUUGUUGGUAUGCUGUGGUAUGGGACGACACAGAACGGGGACAGUGAUAGGCUGCCUCAGACGAUUACAGGGGUGGAAUCUAGCUAGUGUGUCUGAAGAGUAUAGGCGAUUCACCGGUGCCAGAGGCGGUCGUAUCUUGGUAGAGUUGCUUAUUGAGAGUUUUGACAUUGGCUCGGUGGAGAUAGAUCCGUCGAAGGUGCCAGACUGGUUGACAUAG